UAGGGUUCUUGCGAGCGAUGGAGCUCCGGAGACGCCGUCGCGCUGCCCUGCGCCGCGCCACCGCGCAGGAGAGCGAUGCUUCCUCCGACGACGAUCAAGCCAGGACUAGAAGGAAAGGUAAGGCCAAAGUGACGGUGGAAUCCGAAUCGGAGGCCGAGGCCAUGGAAAUCGAGGAGCAGCCGCCAGUGCCAGAGCCGGAGCGGGAGCCGGCGAUGGAUCUCGAUACCGGGCGCGAGACGAGGAAUAGGCUCAAGGCCAAGAAUCUCACCACCGCUCGGCACAGGGCCGCGUUCUAUGCUCGCUACAGCGCCGACAACAAGGAAGAGCUCUUCUCCAGAGCGAGGCAGCCACAGAGGCGGGCACAGAUUGACGGCGACGAGGAUUUCAUGAACGAUGAUCUUGCGGAAGCUCCCAAGCCGGUCGAACCGCCGCCUCCUAAGAUCAUCGAGUGGGAACCAUCGAGGGGCUCUUCUCCCGAUGUGGAUUUGCCUGGCGCGCCUCCGUCUCUGUUCUCUAUGUGUAUCGAGCUUCUCUGCCAGAAGAUCGAUCACGUCGAGUCCUUGGAAGGGGUGCCGGAGGCCUUAAAGUGUUGCAUUACGUCCAAGCUAUACGAGCUUGGGAAGAUCACUCCAAAGGCAGCCCAGAUAAUCAUGGCAGGACCUCUCUCGCAGAUCUUGCUCCCGGAUUGCAGCAAAAUCCCGGAGAAGGAGUUCACCGAGCUGAUGGAGAACUCUUCCCUUGAUGAAGUGCAGGCUUUGGAGCUCGGGUUUUGUGGCCGAGCUCUCUCCGACCAAAUGCUGCUGAGAUUCGCGUUUCCAAAGCUGAGGAAGCUUCGGCUGCAUGGGAACUAUCGCGUGUCAGACUCGGGACUGCGCGCACUAAUACAAUCAGCCACCAGAGGUCUGAGAGACGUGGAGCUUGUCGAGUGCUGCUGUAUUACCGAGUCGUCCGUCCAGGAGCUAGCAACCUUUCACGGGCCUUUCCUCCAGAGCCUUUCACUGGAAGGAUGUGAUGGGAUUAUUGGGAGAAAAGUGUUGCCUUCCCUUUUGAGGCUGCCUGAGCUCACGGUUCUUUCUCUCGCCAGCGUGAAAGAAGUCACCGACGAAGUGCUGAGUGAGCUCAUGGUGGCUAGGGGGCUGAAACUGGAAGAGCUCAAUAUCUCGCAUUGCAGUGUUACGGACCACGGCAUGGCGGCUGUCGCAGCUUGCGGUUCUACUUUGAAAAGCUUGCACUUAGAAGGCUUGGAGCUUACAGACGUCACCUUACACCAUCUUACAGAAGGCUGUAAGACACUUUGUAAGUUAUCGUUGGACGGAGGCGACUUCAGUGAUGAGGUACUGGCGGACUUUGUCGCGGCCGCUGGAAGCUCACUGCGCAACCUGUCCAUCGCAAGCGUGAAAAAGGCUGGCGACCGGACGCUAGUGGCUCUUGCAAAGCACGCAAGCCGGACACUAGAAACACUAAAUGCGUCCUUUUGCCGCAGGGCGACCGAGGACGGGUUUGGAUUCCUGGCGGACUCCUGUCCCAAUCUCGUGGAGCUCGGGCUCUUUGGUUGCACCCAGGUCACGAAGAGAUUUAUAAACGGGCACUCGAACAAGGCGUUGAAACUGGUCGGGGAGCAGGGUGGAACGCUCUCGUGGCACAUGAACAUCCGCGAGGUAUGACUUGUACAUAGGCGGAUUUAGUGAAAUCUAGGAAGCCCAAUGUUCUUGGCUGGAAGGAGUCAUCAAAUCAAGUUACCGAGAGAUGGUCGAAUUCAAGCUAAAAAAGUGAGGCUUGGUAGUUCUAGAAGAGUUUUAAUCAAAAGAAUGUUCCAUAGAAUAAUUUUGUCUAUGUUUAUGUACAAACAAGUUCCAAGAACAAGAACAAAACUUUUCAAGCUCCAAGAACAAGAA
Selaginella moellendorffii is the source of this 1895-nucleotide messenger RNA. RefSeq lists its product as uncharacterized. Gene Ontology annotation, biological process: SCF-dependent proteasomal ubiquitin-dependent protein catabolic process. NCBI's taxonomy places the organism in Eukaryota, Viridiplantae, Streptophyta, Lycopodiopsida, Selaginellales, Selaginellaceae. Bases 18 to 1664 code for a protein of 548 amino acids. The transcript has 6 exons. Gene Ontology annotation, cellular component: SCF ubiquitin ligase complex. The record is from RefSeq and is a predicted model, not a curated record.